AUGGAUCAAAAAUUGUUGUUCCAGAGAGGACCUCUUCAUCACGUCGAAGCUCUGGAACACCUUCCACCGACCAGAUCUGGUGAAGGGGGCCCUGAUGAAGACCCUGCAGAACCUCAACCUGGAGUAUCUAGACCUUUACCUCAUACAUUGGCCUCAGGCAUACAAGGAAGGAGGAGAGUUGUUCCCAACGGACGAGUCCGGCAAGAUCCAGUUCUCGGACGUGGACUAUGUGGACACCUGGAAGGCGCUGGAGCCCCUGGUGGGCGAAGGCCUGGUCAGGAGCUUAGGCAUCUCCAACUUUAACUCCAAGCAAGUGGAGCGACUGCUGAAGAGUGCUACUGUCAAGCCUGUGGUCAAUCAGGUGGAAUGUCACCCGUACCUCAAUCAGAAGCGGCUACAGGAGUUCUGUGAAGCGCGGGGAAUCAAACUCACGGCCUACUCGCCGCUGGGCUCCCCCGACCGGCCCUGGGCCAAGCCCGGCGACCCGCAGCUGAUGGACGACCCCAAGCUGAAGGCCAUCGCUGACCGCCUGGGCAAGACUGUCGCGCAGGUGCUCAUUAGGUACCAGAUAGAACGUGGGGUCAUAGUGAUACCGAAGUCCGUGAACAAGUCCCGCAUCCAGAGCAACUACCAGGUCCUCGAGUUCCAGCUGUCUCCCGAGGACGUGCAGCUCAUCGACAGCUUCGACUGUAACGGACGCUUCGUGCCUAUGACCGCGUCGCUGGGUCACAAAUAUCAUCCGUUUGAGAACGAAGAAUUUUAACGACUGGUUUAUAAUAUUCACAGCGUUAUUUAACUGAAAGUUAAAAAUAUUAACUAUUUAUAAGUUAUACUUUCAUUGAAACUUUAAAACUGUAUUAUUCACUUAGUUUAGUUUUAAAGAAAGGUUAUACUCAUGUACCUAUAUAAAGAUGGUACUAGAUUAUUUUUGUAAUAAAAUUAUAAAAUUGUU
Messenger RNA from Maniola jurtina (meadow brown), 952 nucleotides. Its product is annotated as aldo-keto reductase family 1 member B1-like. The record is from RefSeq and is a predicted model, not a curated record. The transcript is spliced from 5 exons. Lineage: Eukaryota; Metazoa; Arthropoda; Insecta; Lepidoptera; Nymphalidae. The coding region runs from base 95 to 763 and encodes 222 amino acids. Gene Ontology annotation, molecular function: oxidoreductase activity.